Molecule: messenger RNA, 3606 nt
Organism: Astrephomene gubernaculifera
Lineage: Eukaryota; Viridiplantae; Chlorophyta; Chlorophyceae; Chlamydomonadales; Astrephomenaceae
Source: the annotation of a GenBank genome assembly
CGAACGUGCAGAAGCGUAGACGGCGCAUAAUUCGCUUAUGGGAUAUUAUUAGGGGCUACAGUGGCCAUGAACGGAGCCUUGGGUGCUCGCAUUCUUGGGGCCCCGGCUGUGGCACAGCCAGGGCUCCACCGGAUAGCUGCCCCGCGCACAAUUGCCGUCUUUGCCAGGCGUGCUCGCAAGGUUGCUGAAGAGCAGGUGGAAGAUGCGCCAACUCCGGCGGCGGAGCUUGUCGCGCCUGAAGCAGCACCAACCACGAGGUCGCGCAAGCCAAAGACCACAGCCGCUGUUGAGGAGCAGCCGGGCGAAAACAACGAUGCUCCAGCUAAGCCUAAGCGUGCUAUCAGGGCCAAAGCGGAGAACGUCGGCGAGGAUGCCGAAGUCGUGGCGGAAGUUAAGCCGAAACGGGCCAGCCGGAAAAAGGCCUCAGAUGGUUCGGAGGUAUCUCCAGAAGGCAAUCCAAGCACUCCCGAGGCUUCAGCAGGCACUGUUGACUCCAAUUCCACUCCCGAAACGGCCGCACCUGCUAAGCCCAAGCGCGCAAGCCGAACAAAAUCCGCCACAGCUGAGUCCACAGAACAACAACCUACAUCUGAAUUGACCGGAGUCGGCGCUGGAGGCGAAAGCACUGCCGAUGCCGCAGCUGCCAAGCCCAAAGCCAAGCGCACCUCUACCAAAAAGUCAGCCAAGGAGCCUCUUGCUGUGGUGUCUACCCGCGGUCGCCGAGGGGCGGCUCAGGAAGACGAGGAGGAAGAAGAAGAGCCUCAGACGGCUGCUUCAAUUGCAGCCAAGCGCCGCGCAUCAGCCCGGCGGGGCGGCCGCAGCGGCCGGCCUGCAGGUCCGGUUGAGGACCCCCUGGAGCAGAGCUUGGCUGACGCCGUGCUGAAGCGCAGCGAGGCGGGGACAAUCUUGUCAGUGGACCGAGGCGCUCUGGGCAUGGGGCGCAGGCUGUGGUACGCAGUGGGGGUGACCCCCGGCAUGGAGAAGCUGUGGGCCACCCAGAUGCAGCAGCGGCUGGACAACACCGCACCGCCCAUGACGGACCUGGACACAGGCAAGCGGGUGCCUGCGGCCCAGCUGAUCAGCCUGUGGGUUCCGGAGCGCAAGAGCCACCAGGUGUCGCUGAAGAGCGGCAACAUCGUGUCACGCAAGGUGGUGUACAAGGAGGGCUGGGUGCUGCUGAAUGCGGUGCUGAGCGAGGAGGUGAUCCGGCUGGUGGAGGGCAGCUUCGGCUUCACGGCGUGGCGGGGGUUGGAGGAGAGGUACUAUGAUGAGGUGGGCUCCGUGCAGCUGAUCGUGCCGGUGUCGGAGGAGGCGGUGCAGGAGAUGCAGGUGUGGGAGGCCACGGAGGAGCCGGAGCCGGACGAGCAGCGCAAGCAGCAGCUCAUCCUGGAGGCGUACGGAGAUGCGGGCGGGGAGGCGCUGGGACAGAGUGAGCGCCUGGACGAGCGCGAGGGCGCCACGGAGCUGGACGAGCAGGGCCGCACCGUCUACCGCAACACCGACUACACCGGCGGGCGGGACAACCCGAGCAACUGGUACGAGGGAGGAGCAGCAGCAGGAGGAGCAGGGGCUAAGGAGGCAGCAGGGGAGGCAGCGGCAGCAGAAAAUGAGGUCCUGUCGUACGAUGCUCGCGGUACGGCCAUGGCCUUUGCUCCGGAACCGGAACCCCGGCGGAACAAGCGGGAGCCACGGAGUCAACAGAAGCAGCAGCAGCAAGGGCAAGGGCAAGGGCAGCAGCAGCCGUGGCAGCAGCAGCAGCCGCGGGAUCGGGAGUGGGGCCGGCAGGACCGCAGCUGGACGACCGGGCCAGCUGCACCGGUGGGGGCAGCAGCAGCUGGGAAGCAGGCGGGCCGCAGUUUCGCUGCCUCCGCCCCCGCCCCUGCCGCUCCUCCUCCUGACUUGGAGUUUGAGGACGAGGAGGACUGGGCGGCGCCACCUCAGCCUCGGUCGCAGCAGCGGCAACAGCAGCAGCAGCGGCAGCCCCCGGCCUCGAGCCGUGGGGAUCGGACGGGCGGCCUGGGUCGCAUUGACGGGCCAGAUGAUGGACUAGACAUGGACGCCUGGUUCAAGUCAUCCUCCUCGCCUGCCGCCGCCUCCUCCGCGCCCGCAGCGUCUUCACGACCUGCGGCAUCACCAGUAGCGGCAGCAGCAGCGGCGGCAUCCAAGAAGGCUCCGGAGCCGCCGGUGGGCAGCAGGAAGGGGCAGCAGUCAUGGCAAGCAGCAGGCAACCGGGAGGAGGAGUUUGGUGAGGAUGGGGGCGAUGACGAGUUUGGGAUCGGGGAUGCACUGGGCGGUGACUUUGACGACGAGGGGGGUUUCGGAGAGCGGGAGGAGGAGCUCCUGGAUGCUUUUGAGGAUGAGGAGGACGUGCUGGGCGGCGGUGCUGUUGGCAGCAAGUCGGGAGGCGUGUUGGGAGGGCGGCAGAGGCAGGCGUCGCCGAAGGGCGGACGGGAGGACGCAGACGGUCUGGGAGCUGACUUCGACGAGUUUGACUUUGACCUUGAAGGUGAUGACGAUGACGUGGAUGGCUUGGAUGGUGACCUGGGCGGCGGCUACACGCGGUUUGCCUCCACAGCUUCCCGGCAGCAGGGGCGAGGGCAGGGGCAGGGGCGAGGAGCAGCACCCGCAUCCGCAUUCGGCAGUGGCGCUCGGCAGCAGAAGGGUGCUGGCGGCAUGCGCCGUACCGGCGGUGGUUUCGCAGAUCUGGAUCCAGAUUUCGAGGAGGACAUGCUCGGAGCUCUCGACGACAUGGACUUUGGGGAGGAGGACGACGGCUUCGGGGGUCCCGCUCGCGGAAAGGGCAGUGGCGGACGCUACCUGGAUGAUGCGGAAGAUCUGGACUUUGGCGGAGGCCGGUUUGAGGACUGGGAUGCACCACCGGCGGCGGCGGCGGGAGGCAGCCGCCGCGCCGGCGCCGGCGCUGGCGGCCGCAGCAGCUACGGUGCCGCGGCGGGUGGAAAGCUGGGCGCCAGCGGAGAUGAGUUGUACGACAUGGAUGAUUGGGCGUACAGCGCUGACGACGUUGACGGCGGCGGCGGUGGUUUCGGAGGCGGCUUGGGAUCCGCGGAUCCCUUCGAUAUGGAACUAGACCCAUGGGCACGUGGCGGCGGCGGCGGCGGCGGUGGUUACAGCGGCCGCGGAGGCUACAACAAUAACAACAGCAGGGAUGGGUACGGCAGCCGCCAGUGGGGUGGUCGCGGUGCCGCCGGCGGCGGCCGCUCCGGAGGGUACCGAAGCGGUGGCGGCGGUGGCGGUAGGGGCUACGGCUCGGGUUCAGGUCCCAGCUACGACGACGCUGCUCGGACCUCCUCCGGCAAGCCCGCCGAGACCGACGCUGGCAAGCCCGGCGCCAGCCAGGGUGAGGGCAGCAGCCCCAGCAGCGGCAACACACCCAGCGGCGGUGACACCGACAGUACCGGCGCUGGCAGCGGCAGCAGCUGGCGGCAGGGCGGCGGCGGCGGCCGCGGUGGCGGCAGCAGCUGGGGCCAGCAGCAGGGCGGCUCCGGGUACGGCAACCGGGGCUAUCAGGGGGGAGGAGGUCGCGGGGGCGGUGGGUACGGCAACCAGGGUGGCGGCGGUUACGGGGGUCGUGGCGGCGGUUACGGG